CGCGCGUGUUUGGAGGGCGAUGCUGCUGCACGGGGCGCCCCUCUGGCUCUUGGGAGCGGCGCUGGGGUCCUUCGUGCUUGGAGCUCUUCGCGGCCCACCCACACACUCCCUGAGCUACUUCUACCUGCACCUGCCAGAGCCCAGCCUGGGGCCACCUCAGUUCUCCAUUUGGAGCUACCUGGACAACCAGCCCAUCGCUCGCUUUGACAGCCUCACCAGGAAGAUGGAGCCCCUGGUGCCCUGGAUGGGGGAGGUGGAGAAGGAGGCCUUUCUUUCUCCGGA
Molecule: messenger RNA, 282 nt
Organism: Pseudonaja textilis
Lineage: Eukaryota; Metazoa; Chordata; Lepidosauria; Squamata; Elapidae
Source: RefSeq, a predicted model, not a curated record